GUAAGGCCAGCUGGGUUGAGUGUCAAACAUAAACAUUCACUUCUUGGACUAUUUAACUUGAAAUUAAUUAAAUAAUAGUGAAAGAAAAAAGUCUUUUUACCCCAAAAUGGGUCGAAGGAAGUCAAAGCGGAAGCCACCACCGAAGAGGAAGGCAAUCCAGCCACUGGAUCAGCAAUUCAACUGUCCUUUCUGCAAUCACGAAAAGUCUUGUGAAGUAAAAAUGGAUAAAAGUCGAAAUUCCGCAAGGAUAACGUGUCGAGUUUGUUUAGAAGACUACCAGACGACGAUAAACUUCCUAUCGGAACCAAUUGAUGUCUACAAUGACUGGGUUGAUGCUUGCGAAUAUGUGAACAAGGCAAACUAAAGGUCAACGUUUUAUGCUAUAGGAAUCUGCAUAAAAAAUGCAUUGAGAAGUGCAGCGAUUAAAAAAAUCAUUUUCUUUAAACAUUCAACAAUAUAUAUUAAAUUCUGACGAGAUAAUCGCA
Molecule: messenger RNA, 485 nt
Organism: Lutzomyia longipalpis
Lineage: Eukaryota; Metazoa; Arthropoda; Insecta; Diptera; Psychodidae
Product: transcription elongation factor 1 homolog
Exons: 2
Coding region: 107-364 (85 amino acids)
Biological process (GO): transcription elongation by RNA polymerase II
Cellular component (GO): transcription elongation factor complex
Molecular function (GO): RNA polymerase II complex binding
Source: RefSeq, a predicted model, not a curated record